Messenger RNA from Dipodomys spectabilis (banner-tailed kangaroo rat), 601 nucleotides. RefSeq names its product NOP10 ribonucleoprotein (gene Nop10). The transcript has 2 exons. Gene Ontology annotation, cellular component: box H/ACA snoRNP complex; box H/ACA telomerase RNP complex. NCBI's taxonomy places the organism in Eukaryota, Metazoa, Chordata, Mammalia, Rodentia, Heteromyidae. Gene Ontology annotation, molecular function: box H/ACA snoRNA binding; telomerase RNA binding. Gene Ontology annotation, biological process: snRNA pseudouridine synthesis; positive regulation of telomerase RNA localization to Cajal body; rRNA pseudouridine synthesis. The coding region runs from base 72 to 266 and encodes 64 amino acids. The record is from RefSeq and is a predicted model, not a curated record.
GCACGGUCGGGGGCGGGCGCUGUAGCGCGCUCGACGGCCGCGGCCUUCAUCGCUCCCGCCUGAGCGCAGCCAUGUUUCUCCAGUAUUACCUCAACGACGAGGGCGACCGGGUCUACACGCUGAAGAAGUUCGACCCCGCGGGACAGCAGACCUGCUCGGCGCACCCCGCCCGCUUCUCCCCGGAUGACAAGUACUCGAGACACCGCAUCACCGUCAAGAGACGCUUCAAGGUGCUCAUGACCCAGCAGCCGCGCCCGGUCCUCUGAGGGCCCGCCGCUCCCCUCUUCUGCCCGCCACCCGCUGCCGCCGUCGGCCCCCGCGGAGACGACUCCAUCCUUGCCUCGGAGCCUGUUGCUGACGGCAGUCCCGUCCACGUGUUUGAAUUACUUACUGCCAGGUUAUUAAAAACAACAUGAUGUGCAAGAGUGCCUUUGGGUCGCGGGCGGAAGCUACCUGGGGGGCACCGGUGUGAGCCCCGAAGCUGCUGGGGACUGAGUCACCCCUGAGAAGUGCCCCCCACAGUGCUUGCUCCCCUUUCGUUUUUAUGUCAAGGUGAUGUACUGAGGGUGACAGUUGCAUAAAUAAGGCAGUAAGUACAUCA